Molecule: messenger RNA, 2578 nt
Organism: Rhea pennata
Lineage: Eukaryota; Metazoa; Chordata; Aves; Rheiformes; Rheidae
Gene: PDHB
Product: pyruvate dehydrogenase E1 subunit beta
Exons: 10
Coding region: 13-1131 (372 amino acids)
Biological process (GO): pyruvate decarboxylation to acetyl-CoA
Molecular function (GO): pyruvate dehydrogenase (acetyl-transferring) activity
Source: RefSeq, a predicted model, not a curated record
GACACGGCCAAGAUGGCGGCGGCGGUGGCGGCGGCGGCAGCGGGGGCGCUGCGGCGCCUGGCCCCGGGCGGGCGGCAGGGCCCUGCGGCCGGGCGGCUGCUCCAGCUGCGCAGGGGGAUCCGGCUCUCCGCCCCUGCCGCCAUGCAGGUGACGGUGCGAGAUGCGCUGAACCAGGCGCUGGACGAGGAGCUGGAGCGGGACGAGCGGGUGUUCCUGCUCGGCGAGGAGGUGGCUCAGUACGACGGCGCCUACAAGAUCUCCCGAGGUCUCUGGAAGAAGUACGGAGACAAGAGGGUAAUCGACACCCCGAUAUCAGAGAUGGGCUUCACAGGAAUUGCCGUUGGUGCUGCUAUGGCUGGGUUGAGGCCAGUGUGUGAAUUCAUGACGUUCAACUUUUCCAUGCAAGCAAUUGAUCAGGUCAUAAACUCUGCUGCCAAGACCUGUUACAUGUCUGCAGGAUCAAUCGCUGUUCCCAUCGUCUUCAGGGGCCCCAACGGGGCAUCAGCUGGAGUCGCUGCUCAGCAUUCACAGUGCUUUGCUGCUUGGUAUGGGCAUUGUCCGGGACUGAAAGUUGUUAGUCCAUGGAGCUCAGAAGAUGCAAAAGGCCUGCUUAAAGCAUCAAUCCGGGAUGAUAAUCCAGUUGUGAUGCUGGAGAAUGAACUGCUGUAUGGUGUUCCGUUUGAAAUGUCAGAAGAGGCACAGUCAAAGGAUUUUGUUGUUCCAAUUGGAAAAGCCAAAAUAGAAAGGCCAGGAACUCACGUUACGUUAGUGUCACACUCGAGACCUGUUGGACACUGUUUGGAGGCUGCAGCUGUACUUGCCAAAGAAGGUGUAGAGUGUGAGGUUAUAAAUCUGCGUACCAUUCGACCAAUGGAUGUUGAAGCAAUAGAAGCCAGCGUUGUAAAGACAAACCAUCUUGUAACUGUAGAAGGAGGUUGGCCACAGUUUGGAGUAGGAGCUGAAAUCUGUGCCAGGAUCAUGGAAGGACCUGCCUUUAACUACUUGGAUGCUCCAGCUGUCCGUGUUACAGGUGCAGAUGUUCCUAUGCCUUAUGCAAAAAUUUUAGAAGAUAACUGCAUACCUCAAGUGAAGGAUAUAAUAUUUGCAGUGAAGAAGACUUUAAAUAUCUAAAUUGUAAAUACGUAUUUUAAAAUCCUGCUUUAAAAAUCAUUAAUGUUGUAUGGCAAGCUAAAUGCAUAACGAUGUUGCAUAGCUACAUGAACUUUUGUACAGUGGGGAAAAUAUUAUGACCUCCUAGAAUAUUUAUAUGGCUGUGUGUGUGCUUAGAGGUUAUCCUCUAAGCCACACUUCAAAGUGAUGAUGAUGUAAUGCUUAUUUGUAAGGCAGCUUGUACUUCAGUAGUACAAGUGGAUUGGUGUUACAGUGUAUGGAGAAAUCCUCUUCUAAAUUCAGAGUGAGAAAUAAAUCCUCUGUUUUUGCUUGUCUUGUAAUUAGUCGGUUUAAUACCUCUAGUCUGAUAUGGUGGUUGGUGGUCAGAUGAAAAACUGCACUGAGCAGUGGGGGGCCCAGAGCUGGUGUUAGCAAGGCUUAUUAAAAAUGAAUGUUUAAAGUAGAGUGAGUUAAGCCUUGUUUUUCAACAUGACAACUUAAGUGCAACUAUCUGUACAAAGUGGUUUUAGAAGUCUGUGGUAUAUGUUAAGAGGUAGCUAAUAUGUUUAGUUUGAAAAGAACUAUUUCAUGCAGUAAAGCUUCUGCACAAUGGCUUAAAUAAAGAUCCUGAUCAUCUUCAGUAUGUAAUGGAAAAUAAUACCUAGUUUUUCUUUACUAGUUACCACCUAAAGUAGUAAAAAUAAUGAAUAAAUCUUGGCAACUCAGAAUACUUAUUAAACUUGCUACAGGGGAUAACAGCACUCUCAAUUAUAGUUCUGACAAGAAGAAGCAGGUCUUUUUAUUCAGACCCAGUAUACCUGGGUCUGAAGUGUAGUACAUCCCCCUUGGCUACAGUUUGUAGCAGAUAUAAAUUCUCAGACAAGAGGUGGGAAACAGCUGCAGUAGCCUUCAGGUAGAUCAGCUCACACCUGUGUUUAGCUAAAGGGACAGUCUUGGAAAGUAGAGAACUCCAUUAGGUCUUUGUGAAAUAGCUUCUGUGACUGUCCUGAUGCAGAGUAAAAGCCACUUACAGCAGUUGUGCAGUGUGGCUUACUCUAUACCAGGGAUAAACUAUCUAUCUUUUACAGUUAACUGUUGGGGAGGAGAUACUUACCUCUGUAAGGAGAUCGAAGAGCUCAGGUCCUAUUUCAAUUACAGGCCAGGAACCUGUCAGAACUAAACUUUCAUUGUAUUCAUAUAUUUCCUUAGGAAGUCUGGCUUGCAGGUGAAAUACUAGCUGAAUGCACCCACCACCACACUGCUGGAGGAAUUCCAUUAACAUUUUAAUAAAAAUGACCGAGUAUCACAGGUUACAUGAAAUUUUGUACAGACAUUCUCUGCAUAGUAACAAACACUGAUGUAUUUGAAUUUAAAAAUGGAUUAUCUAUAAUCCUUUAAAGUGCAAUUUAUUUAAGGUUUUAAGCAAAUCAAAAAGGAUCUUUCAAUAAAGUUUAAACUGUAAAAUUAA